Messenger RNA from Trichoplusia ni (cabbage looper), 1526 nucleotides. It is a transcript of the gene Atg6, whose product is annotated as beclin-1-like protein. The transcript has a single exon. The record is from RefSeq and is a predicted model, not a curated record. Gene Ontology annotation, cellular component: phagophore assembly site; phosphatidylinositol 3-kinase complex, class III, type I; phosphatidylinositol 3-kinase complex, class III, type II. NCBI's taxonomy places the organism in Eukaryota, Metazoa, Arthropoda, Insecta, Lepidoptera, Noctuidae. Gene Ontology annotation, biological process: autophagosome assembly; cellular response to nitrogen starvation; late endosome to vacuole transport. The coding region runs from base 191 to 1474 and encodes 427 amino acids.
ACGUCAAACCGAAAUUGCAAAAUACAUCACCUCGACAGAUCGAAGUUCUUUGUUUUCAUUUUAAAUUGUUGAAAUUUAAACAUUACGAGUAAAAUAUUGUUUAGAAAAUCGUUCAAUACUGUUCAUUUACAUACGAUAUAAUCGUUCUUAGACACGUUAUACUGUUUAACUUGUCAAUGACGUAAUAGAGAUGAGUGAUACAAAAUCUUUCGUCAACUUCUCGUGUCAGCGCUGUUUACAGCCUCUCAAGUUAGACGAGUCUUUAAAUAACUUAGGUGAGCACACUAUUGCUGAUUUAACACUUCAAAUACGUCGCAACAAUGAGGUCGACUUGGAUAUGCAAUCCACGAGCUUGGAGCACUAUGUACCUCCUUUCCGAAUGUCAGAGUCAGGAAACGGCGCCAAUGGCUUCAUGGUUAUCUCCGACGGCUGGGAAACCACAUCCCUAGGCCACCAGCUACAUGUCAAAGCUACAUUAUUCGAUUUACUGUCGAAUAAUUCAGAUGUAGACCACCCACUGUGCGAUGAGUGCACUGAUACUCUUCUAGAACUUAUGGACAACCAAUUAAGACAGACAGAGGCUGAAUGGAAGGACUACAACGAUUAUCUAAAGAAGUUAGAGGAUGACAAAGAAGAUCUUAACUUAGAAGGACUUGAAAAAGAGUUAGAAGAUUGGAAGCAAGAACAAAGUAGGUUGUUACAAGAGUUGUCUGCUCUACAGAAAGAGGAAAGAGCGAUGAAAGAAGAGAUAGAUAUUCAGGAAAGAGAGAAAGAGAGGUUAGAAAAGGAGCAGGAUGUUUACUGGAGGGAAUACACAAGGUAUCGGAAAGAUUUAAUGACAAUUGAAGAUCAGAUGAAGUUUUAUGAAUGUCAGUUGGCGUACACACAGUCACAACUUGAGAAGUUAAAGAAAACUAAUGUAUUCAAGGCUACAUUCCAUAUUUCUGAUUCGGGACAAUUUGGUAUUAUAAAUAACUUUAGAUUGGGAAGGCUGCCAUCAGCUCCUGUAGACUGGUCUGAAAUUAAUGCUGCGUGGGGACAAACCGUUCUUCUGCUUGCAUCGUUGGCAAGGAAAAUUAGCUUUAAUUUCCAACGUUACCGGUUAGUACCAUACGGUAAUCAUUCCUACAUAGAAGUAUUGGAAGACCAGAAAAUAUUACCAUUGUACGGUUCUGGUGGUUUUCGGUUCCUAUGGGAUACAAAAUUUGAUGCCGCAAUGGUAGCAUUUCUUGACUGUCUACAGCAAUUUAAGGAGCAAGUUGAAAAGGGUGAUACGGGUUUUUGUCUUCCAUACCGCAUAGAUAAGGGGAAGAUAGAAGAUACUGCGUCACCUCCGCAUGCCUAUUCUAUUAAAAUACAGUUUAAUUCAGAAGAACAUUGGACUAAAGCUCUAAAGUAUAUGCUGACGAAUCUGAAGUGGGCGUUGACUUGGAUUUCAUCACAAUUUAGCGAAGAGAAAUUAGAAAAUCAAUGAAAGAGUUUCUUUUUAAGAUAGGAUAUGUAUGUAUCCUAUUUACUUGAGAAAA